Messenger RNA from Bactrocera neohumeralis, 2591 nucleotides. RefSeq lists its product as uncharacterized. Lineage: Eukaryota; Metazoa; Arthropoda; Insecta; Diptera; Tephritidae. Bases 2144 to 2587 code for a protein of 147 amino acids. The record is from RefSeq and is a predicted model, not a curated record. The transcript is spliced from 3 exons.
UCUGUCAAUAGUACAAAUAGUUGCAAGCAAACCUAUUGUCCUUUAGUCUUAGUAUUGCCAUCAAACGCGAAGGUGGCGAAUCCACUUGCUUUCCAGCCAAUCUUUGAAAUAUAAGAUAAACCAAAAUUCACGGUCUUAAAGAAAGACAUAACAGGUUCCUGAAAAAUUGGAAUAAAAACAGAAUUCUGAGGAACCACCAAAAACUGGAGCUCAUCAAAAACUUCCGGAAGGAAAAAAGGACAAAAAUCCACGGCAGUCGUAGAAAAUCAGAAGCAGUUACGACGAUAUCAGAAAUGGCACAAUUACGCCCACAUAUCGACGUACUAACUCAAACUUUGCAGCAGCAAAGCGUUGAGAUGCAGAACCGACUAUCAGCGAUCGAAUCAAGCUAAUCGUUGGAAGGAGUAUCGACGUUCGAUCAACACGAAGCAGUACGCUUGCACAUUAACGACCCCAUGGAAAUUUACCUGUAAUUAUUCAAAGCACUUCCACGAUUCGAUGGAAACAAAGAUCAAUAUAGAUCCUGGAGAUCGUAAGUAUGGACCUUUACGGAUGGUAUAAAAGGGUGAUUACUACCAAUCCUAACCACCCUAGAUUGAAUUUAAUUGAGGUAUGCACUGCGACCUUGGGUCUAUUGUGCCCAACCACCCUAGAUACUACAGUGCCUAUACCAAGUGCACAAAAAUAAUAGGAGUAGCAGCAGAUAUUCUUACAAACCAAAACACGAAGAUGAAUAUUUAUAUUUUAUUAUAAAAAGAUUGGAUUACACGUAAAACAGUGGUUCUAUAAAAGACUAUGCGAAUCAGGAAGCGGUAAGGGCCUUCAUCCUAGGGUUACAUAGCAAAUAUACAAGUGGGACAAUGUAUAGUCAUAACCCUUAAGAUUUGGAAACAGCUUACGCAGUAGCUAUUACUAUUUACCACGACAAUGUGAAUCGCCAAUUCGAGGUACAUUCUAACCUCCCAAGGGGGAACGAGCAACAAAGAUUCCAGCAACCUGAUGAUAAAAGGAAAUAUAAUCCUCGCUUCAACGAAGGCCAAGAUGGACAGACAACAUCAUCAAUACAAACCAAACGUCAAAAUACAGAGGAGUUAUCAUAGAACUUAUAAUCAACCGCAACAACAACUUGCACCAGAACCAAUGGAAGUGGACAAUUCGCAGCAGUAUCAGAGACCAACACAUUAUUUCAACCAACAAAGAAAUCCGCCUCAGCAACCAAAUCCAUUUAAAAGGGAUAGGAACGUCUCGUCGCAAAAACUUCAAUGAACCAAAAAUGCAGCGCAUCUAUCGAACCGCACAAGCAGACUACGAUGGACAUUUUGAGACACGGAGUACUUUUUUAGGCGAGUAAACGGGUUGCCUUGUAUCAAAACAAAAUGUAGAUUAACCGGCACUCUCGUUACAAUUUUAGUAGAUACAGGAUCAACUAAUAAUUAUAUUAGCAAUAAAUGUGAAAUCGGUAAGGCAAUACAAAUUAUUCCUUUAAAAAAACUGUACAUGGAUUUUCAGUCAUUCAGGGGUGUUGUGGAAUCCAAGAUAGAAUUGCUUAGCUGUCAGAAUUGCAAACCUUUCUGAUUAUCAAUGGUGUCACAGAAUCUGAUUGGAUUUUCGUCUUUUCGAACAUACGCAAAACCAAUAUUCGAACCAGUAGUGCGUUUCUGUAACUUUUCGUUAUGCAUAAUAACGAACGAUAUGUAUAUCGAAUUCACUAGUAUAACGAAAUGUAGUGUUUCUGUAAGUCUGGUGAAAAGCAUUUUCGUUAUUUCUUUCGUUAUGACAUUUGUUAUCAUAUCAUUAAAAAAAUUGCAGUGAUAUUUUGCGCCAAAAUAAAGAUGAGCGAGGGAAGCUGGAAAAAUUUUGAUGUUUUGUUUAUGUUUAUAUUGUUUAUAUUAUUUACAGAAAAAAGUAAGAAGUGAAAAAGUUACCUAACAACAAAAAAAAAUUUCUAGAUUUAUUGAAAAAAUCAUAGAAAUGUUGGUACCGGACAAUUUGGUGGCCCAAACAGCGGCAAAGUUGCUAAUGCUGUAUGGGCAACUCUCACAGCGUAAUUGAACGCCUACGGAGGAGCAUGUAAACCGUUGAGCAGUGGAAAAAGUGCUGGGCAGACUGAAAGUCAGGCGUAAAGAAGCAGCAGGCCGCAAUUAUGCGUUUCCAGAACGCUACUGGACAUCGUCCUGCCUCUGAAAGUCCAGCGCCGCUAGAUGGUAUGGACCUUGAAGUGCUAGACUUUUACCCAACUGCACUUGUUGAUGGCGAUGGCGUUACUAAGGACUCGGGGUUUCAAGAGAUGAAUGAUAGUGCAGAUGAAGAAUUGCAGAAAUCACUUGAUGACGUGUUGGAUACACCUCAAAAAACCUCAAAUGCUGCACUGCCAUCAGCCAAACCCAAUACAGUGCCAUCGCCCACACCAGACAGAAUGCGACAGACUGCCACUUUCUUCAGUUCAUUUGAACAAGUGAAAACCACUCUUGCUGAGCAGGAACGCAAGCGACAGGAGGAAUUUGACCAGUUGCUGUCCGUGGCGAAAGACAUCCGCGCCUCCGUGCAAUCCAUGGCCGCUUCGCUUAAACAAUUAUGCGAAAAAUAAUAAA